Molecule: messenger RNA, 1140 nt
Organism: Lactuca saligna
Lineage: Eukaryota; Viridiplantae; Streptophyta; Magnoliopsida; Asterales; Asteraceae
Source: the annotation of a GenBank genome assembly
AUGGAUGAUUGCCAGAGUGGCGGAGUUAAGAUUUCCUACACAAAACUGGUGGAUUUGGAGUUAAGAGGUCUUAAAGCAAAUAAUUUUUUCUUUGAAUGUCUUGACUCCUUAAAUAAAGCAGGGAUUGAGCCUAAAUUGACGGGGAACAUCAAAUCUGUGUUGUUUCCUGGAAUUUAUCAUGUGGAGCAUUUGUGGAUCGACCUUUACUCCUUUAGUCAGGGCAUGAAGAAAUUUGAGCGGCCAAAGGCAUCAAAAGGUGAAGAUGGGGUCGAUUUGAUCAGUAACAUGCCGGAUUCUAUUCUUCUAUUGAUUCUUUCACUUCUUUCAUCGACUGAAGAAGUAAUUCGUAACAGUAUUUUGUCCAGACGUUGGAGGUAUUUAUGGACUUCAAUUCCCUCCCUAGAAUUAUUUUCCCGAUUUCACAGAGAAGACAAAUUAAAAAAAGACGAAUUCAAAGACUUUGUGUUUUGGGUUUUAGCAAACAGAUCCGUCGAUUUGGAUUGUCUUGAUUUAGGUUGUUUUGAUAACUACACUAUGCCGAGAAUAGGACAAUGGAUUCACAUGGCUAUUAUAAGAAACGUCAGACAACUUCACUUGAUGUUUUACCCUGAGGAGGAAACUGACCAUGUCAAGAUGCCCCAUUGUCUUAUGACUUGCUGUUCUUUGGAGGUAUUAGGGUUAAAUUUGAGCUAUCAUCGUCUAAGGUUAACUAAUAUUAUGGGGUUUCCCGCAUUUAGAGAUCUUGAUUUGAUCUAUGUUGACCUAUUGGGAGAUAGCGAUGUGGUAAACGCUUUUUUUGAAAGCUUCCAUUUGCUUGAGGGCUUGAGUUUGAUAUCCUGCUUCAUGAACGAACGUGGUCUUCUUUAUAUUUCAUGCCCAAAGUUAAAAAUGCUGAGAAUUGAAAAUGAAAACGAUGAGUUGGUGUGUGACAGCAUUAAGAUUUGUUGCCCAAAGCUGGUGGAUUUGGAGUUAAGAGGUCUUUUAGCAAAUAAUUUUUUCUUUGAAUGUUUAGACUCCUUGAGUAAAGCUGAGAUUAAGCCUAAAUUGAUGGGGAACAUUACAUCUGUGUUGUUACCUGGAAUUUAUCAUGUGGAACAUUUGUGGAUCGACAUUUACUCAUUCAGUCAGGUACAUGCUUAA